CCGCCCCCGCGGACACGCAGGAUAUCGCUGGCGGAUGUGCACAAGCAUACGCUAGUUUGAAGCGGUGUGUACCUCGGUUUCACUUGUCGUCCAUUCCUGUAAAUGCUGUUCAUUUUGCAGUAAGAACAGCAAUUUCACACAUGACAUUUUAACACCUGGUGCUAAAACCAUAACGGCCAGAUGAGUGGGCCCUACACCACCCUCUCUGCAGAGGUGGCAGAGAUGAGCCGCAUCCAUUAUCAGUUGGAGUACACAGAGGGCAUCAGCCAGAGGAUGCGAAUACCUGAUACCAUCAAGGUGGCUUCGGGGAACCCUUCAGAGUCCCUACAAUUUCAGCAGCCCCUGCCCAUUCACACAACCAUGAUGCAGGUGCCGGAGAGGAUCAUCGUAGCAGGUGAUGAUGGCGACUCUGAAUUUUCUCGUCCUCGAGACUUGGAUCUGAUCCAAUCGAUCCCUCCCAUGGACCUCCUGGACAUGAAGGCCCCCCCACGUGUCCUCACUCUUGCAGAGCAGCCACUGGACUCUAUGGAAACGGAACAAACUACCGCUUCUCAUAGCAAUCCCAGCCAGGUGGCUCACUUUCACUCUCGGUCUCGGAGGGAACGCAGUGCGAGUGAGAACAUACAUGGCCGCCACAGCUGUCAGAGCGUCAGAGGUGAUGUAAGUGUAACCCCUUCCCCUUCUGCCCCCCCAGUCCGGUUGUGUCCCCCCCUCUGUUCCCCUGAGGAUGCGCACAUCAACCUGUUUACAGCUGCCGGCUUCAUGUAUUAUAUCCAGUCGACGACACGCCGGGCGUACCAGCAGGUCAUCGAGGUGCUGGACGACACCCCCCGCAGGUCCCACCUGGAGCUGGCUCUGGAUAUGAACCCUGAGGAGUCUGGCCUAAUGGACGCCUCGUCACUGCGACGGCAGAUUGUGAAGUUGAACCGCCGCCUGCAGCUGCUGGAGGAGGAAAACAAAGAGCGCUCCAAGCGAGAGGUGAUCCUGUACUCUGCUACGGUGACCUUCUGGCUCAUCAACACCUGGAUCUGGCUCCGGCGCUGAGGUUUGGACCAGACCGAGUCCCCCAGAACACUGGAAGCUAAAGCAAUUCCUUGUUAAAGGUGCAACCAUUGAAAUACACUACUAGUCUUUACUUAAAUUACAGUCAACCACAGGAAACUACAAGAACAUUAGCAAAUGUCCUCCACCAUACAGUACUCGUCUCUUUCUAAUCCUAGCAAGUUCUGUUUUGGGAUUUCACUUCCAAAUGUAAAGCCUAGCGCUGUCAAGAUAUGAUCUUAAGCUGUAUUCACAUGAUAGUAAAACAGCUGUGUGCUGGCGUAUCCGUUGUGUUUCUACGGAGGAGCAGUGCUGCCCGACUAGGCGGCAGAGCUACCCUCGGCAUCGUGUACCAUUUGAAAUGGUCACUGCUCACAUUUCAAAUUUGACCUAGUUACCGCUGACCAUUUGUUGCACACCCAAUCAGGUGAGGGCUGUAUGCAGUGCCACAAUCUAGCAGAGGAGGUAAGGAAACACAACUGACUGUUUUUGCAAAAGGUUAGCAACUGCUUCGAUGUGAAAAGCUGAACCUAGAUACAACACAGGUUCCUGUCGUACAAAUAUAAUUACAACUCAAAUUACAAAAAUAUUGCUAAACUAUUUUGAUAUCGAAUGAUUGUUGAAAACAUGUUGGUUCUGAUACUGUCAAAAAAUACAACAACAUACUUUGAAGCUUUAUUUGACAACAUCAAUAAAAGCUUUGAAUAAUAAUAAUUUGGUACAGCCGUACACUUAUCCGUAGGGAAAACUAAAUGUGGUACCGGUAAUAUAUAUAAUAUGUGGAUCAAAACAAGGAAUGCCUGGUAUAUUUCUCAACAAGCUUUGCUUAGCCUCCCUCACUUCAUGAUUAUUUAGUGCAAGUGCUACUGAUUGCACAUUUAAGCUUGAUAGAUUCUCUGUAAAGGAUGUUACACUGAGGCUGUGAGCUCAUACACAAUGUUUCACUUCAGGAGAAGAAUUAUAAGAGGGGAACACAAGGAUUUACUAAAGCCACAAAUGUUUUGGGAACCUCAGACCUGACCCAUCCUGUCUGUUUGAAGAAAAAAAAACUACCAUAAUAAAAGUGUCAAAUUCAGAUGUCUAAAUCUAGAGAUGCCAUAACAUUUACCCUGGAUGUCCUGAACUCCACACACAAAACAUUCAUGUACAGCCUAUCGAUGUCAAUGUUGUACUUUCUCCUCAAUUUUUUCUUUUACUUUGGAUGAUGUAGCUAACAUGUCAACACAAAUACUUAGGGUGGAAUACUAAGGCUCAUCUGUGCAGUGAUGUUUCUCCAUGCGAUUUCUACUGUUUCAAAGUUAUUGUAGUUGUUUUUUUUAAAGAAUUUGACCACUUGUGAUUUACCUAAGUUACAUAAGAGACUAAAAGCAUGGACUGUGGUUUUAUUCAUUAUAUGGUGUGAAAUAAAUAUUAGAGCUACUAUGUGUAUGAUCAUGAAAUAGAUGGCAAUGUAUACCAUAAUUUAUCACAUCCAAAAAUGUUGCUGUAACCAACUUGUUUUGUUAAACAUACUGCCAAAAGCUGGAGUUUAACUUACAUAUUUAACUUUCUUUGUAAUAUAUGAAUACAUUCAUUGUCUGUUAAUAUUUUUCUGUAAUAAAUGAUGGAUGUCAA
Molecule: messenger RNA, 2655 nt
Organism: Gymnodraco acuticeps
Lineage: Eukaryota; Metazoa; Chordata; Actinopteri; Perciformes; Bathydraconidae
Product: mitochondrial fission factor homolog A-like
Exons: 7
Coding region: 181-1044 (287 amino acids)
Biological process (GO): positive regulation of mitochondrial fission
Cellular component (GO): peroxisome; mitochondrial outer membrane
Source: RefSeq, a predicted model, not a curated record